This is a messenger RNA of Silurus meridionalis, 733 nucleotides long. RefSeq names its product substance-P receptor-like. Gene Ontology annotation, biological process: G protein-coupled receptor signaling pathway. The transcript has 4 exons. NCBI's taxonomy places the organism in Eukaryota, Metazoa, Chordata, Actinopteri, Siluriformes, Siluridae. The coding region runs from base 21 to 647 and encodes 208 amino acids. Gene Ontology annotation, molecular function: G protein-coupled receptor activity. The record is from RefSeq and is a predicted model, not a curated record. Gene Ontology annotation, cellular component: membrane.
AUCACCACAACUGCCUGAGGAUGCCGGGAUUGAAGGUCUGUUACUGCCGCGACCACAGUCUCCAGCGCUGUUUCCACAUGCGCUCCUGGUGGGAUGUAAACACAGACAGCCAGGACCUGCGUAAACUCCCGAGCAAUCUUUGCCAUUUACUGUACAGGUGUAAGAAAUUCAUGAUGGAAAGUUUAACAUUUCAAAAAAGCAAUUUAGCUGCAGAGACCACAGAAGUGUAUAUGAACUCAUCGUUUCCUCCUCCAGCUAAUAAUAAUAGACCUGUCUAUUGGCCUUAUACAUUCAUUAGCCUCAGCAUAAUUGUGCAGGUUGGGUCUCUACCGCUCAACAUAUAUGUUUUGUGGUUAAUAGUAAAAAAUCAAAGGAAUGGAACAGCAUCAGAAUUCUUUUCUAUCAACCUUUGUGUAUGUGAGAUCAUCAUUUGUGUCAAUGUGGUGUUUGCAUUGUUUAGUAAUGUAAUCUUUAUAAAUUAUCCUAAUGGCAUUUUAUAUAUCUUCAUCGUGAUUUUAUCCUUCUAUCAUAGUAUCAGCCGUCCCUUGUUUCAGUGCUGUGUCUGUGUGGAGCGAUAUGUGGCAGUGAUCCAUCCUGUUAUUUUCUUAAAAUACAAACCACUGAGAUAUCGCAUUACAUGUGCUUAAAGCUUUGAGAAAACCUGGACCUGGUGAGAAAUUAAGUGCAAAAGAUGCCGAAUCUAACCACAUUAAAAAGAAAGCUUUUUGGGUGA